AGAUGCCAGUGAGGAGCUCCAGUCCAGAUGAUCCAGUGAUCCGGAUUCUUCUGAUGGGCAGAAACAGGUCUGGGAAAAGCUCAUCUGGAAACACUAUACUGGGUGAACGAAAGUUUAAAGUCCACAAAGCUAAAGAUGAGUUUGGUGUAGUUGGUGAUGAAGAAACCAAGAUCGGAGAGAAGCAGGUUUCUGUGAUUGAUUCUCCAGAUCUACUGGAUCCAGAUUUGGAUAACGAGCAGCUGAAAAUGCUGAAAGAUCAGCUGGUCUCUCUGUGUUCAGCAGGUCUCAGUGCAGUUCUGCUCACCGUUCCUCUAAAGAAACCUGUGAAAAAUGAGGAAGAGUUCCUGUAUUUCAUUAAAGAUUUAUUUGGUCCUGAAGUUCAGAAGUACAUCAUGAUUCUGUUCACACGUGGAGAUGAACUCGAAGAGCUUGAAGAGACCAUUGAUGAACAUCUACAAAAUAAUGAUCAUUCUGAUCUCCAGCAGCUGGUGACUGAAUGUGAAGGAAAGUUUCAUUGUUUCAAUAACAAGAGUAAAUCAGAUUGUCAGAAACAAGAACUACUGCAGAAGAUUAAAGGAAUAAUGGAGGAAAACAGAGGAAAAUUUAUCAAGGAACAAAUGACGAGGAAUGACAGCAAGGAGAUGAUGAGCAAUUUUUCGGGAGAAAGUUCAACAGAUGAAGUUUUACUUAAGCUUCUGACUCCUGAAAGUAACGACGAGAUCAGGCUGGUUCUGCUGGGAAAAACUGGAUCUGGGAAAAGUGCCACUGGAAACACAAUCAUCGGCAGAAAUGUGUUCAAAUCCUCCAUCAGUUCAAAGUCUCAGACAAAACAGUGCAGUGUAGAAAAAACAGUGAGGUUUGGUAAAGUGAUCUCAGUGAUCGACACGCCUGGACUUUAUGACACUGAACUCAGUAAAAAGAAGAUUAUUAAAGAAAUAGUGAAAUGCCUAACACAUUCAUCACCUGGACCACAUGCUUUUAUCUUUGUGAUUAGAGUGGGUACAUUCACUGAGGAAGAAAAAAAUACAAUAGAGCAGCUCAAAGAAUUGUUUGGAGAUCGGAUACUAAAAUACACCAUGAUCAUCUUCACUCACAAAGAUCAGUUAGUAAAGGAAAAGAAAACCAUUGAGCAGUAUCUAGAGAAUUGUAAUCCAUAUCUUAAUAAGCUCGUACAGAGUUGUGGAAAGCAAUUCUGUUUAGACAACAACUCGACCAGUUUCCCACAGUUCAAAGAUCUGAUCAGUAAAAUAGAGGAGAUGGUUGCAGCAAAUGGAGGACACUUUACGAAUGAAAUGUUUGAGGGAACAGAGAAAUGCAUUCAGGAGAUUCAGAAGCAGAAACUAAAAGAGAAACUGGAGCAGGUAAAACAGAAAGGGGGCCUUUCAACUGAUUGGCAGAAAAUAUACUGGCAUUUAGUAAAGGACUCCCGACAAGAAGCUGAGCAGUCUUUUUCUGACAUGUUUGUAACAGCUGUAGCCAAAUUCAUGGGUAAGAUAAAAGUGACAGAGGAGGAGAAAAAGACUGCCAUAGAGGAUGCUCUGAACAUAGGAAUCAGUCAUACAAAAGCUGUUAAACUUGCAGUCAAAGCCACAGCGACACUAGCGAAACAAAAGUGUGUGAUUCUAUGAAAGACUCAUUAACAAGCAGACACACUUAAAUUCAAACUUGUUUAUUUUUUUGUUUUUUUGUUUUUUUCUUUCUGAAGGUGUUUCUUGUUGAUGAAACCUAAAAUGUAAAGAAUGCUGCUGGGGUAAAAAUUCUCACAUCUUCUACAAUAAUCAAUGUAAUCCUGAAUUGUAGAGUUCGUGAGAGCUCUAGACAGACAGUCUAAAUAUAAUAAUCUCAUGACUUGAGUGAUCAUAAAGCUAUAUUUGCUUUGCCAGUAGCAGAGGUGGGUUUUGGAGAGUUGCAUAUA
Messenger RNA from Labeo rohita (rohu), 1915 nucleotides. RefSeq names its product GTPase IMAP family member 8-like. Gene Ontology annotation, molecular function: GTP binding. The transcript is spliced from 2 exons. The coding region runs from base 3 to 1628 and encodes 541 amino acids. NCBI's taxonomy places the organism in Eukaryota, Metazoa, Chordata, Actinopteri, Cypriniformes, Cyprinidae. The record is from RefSeq and is a predicted model, not a curated record.